CAGACUGCUCUUCCAUGCGAGGGGCUUCACGGUUCUUCGUCUCGUCGAUCAUCUUCCUCCUCCGGUCCGGUCCCACUCCCUGCCCCCGAAAUUCCGAGGGAAGGCAAAACGCAAACACUAACCCCCGUGUCCCGAAAUCGCCUCCCUCCCCAUUUCAAACCAAUCCGGGCCUCUCUCCCAUUCCGCCUAUCGCGCCGCCUCCGCCGGCGAAAUCCCCGCCACCGCCACCGUCGCGCGUCCCCGCCCCGCGCUCUCCGCCUCGCCAAGUCGCCGCACACACACUGGCUGCGGUGCCUUCGCCGGGAUGAACGGCCACCAUUCGAAGGACCCGCUCCUUCAGAUGGAGACGCCCUGCGGUGCCCUCAUGCGCGAGCUCCAGGUCAUCUGGGACGAGGUCGGGGAGAAGGAUGCCGAGAGGGACAGGAUGCUGCUCGAGCUCGAGCAGGAGUGCCUGGAGGUCUACAGGAGUAAGGUGGACCAGGCCAACCGCUGCCGAGCCCAGCUGCGACAGGCCAUCGCUGAAGCUGAAGCCGAGCUCGCCGCUAUCUGCUCCGCGAUGAGCGAGCCAGCUGUUCACGUCAGGCAGCCUAACCAGAAGGCAUGUGGCUUACGUGAGGAGCUGGAUGCGAUCAUCCCAUAUUUGGAAGUGAUGAAGAAGAGAAAGGUUGAAAGAUGGAACCAAAUUCUCGACGUUGUCGGGAAGAUAAAAAAGAUAUCAUCUAACAUAAGGCCUGUAGAUUUUGUCCCUUUCAAAGUACCUGUGGAUCAAUCUGAUCUGUCCUGCAGAAAGUUAGAAGAGUUAAGACUAGAGCUACAGUCCCUAGAAAAGGAAAAGAGUGAGCGGCUCAAGCAAGUGAUGGAAUACCUGAGUUCUUUGCAUUCUUUAUGUGAAGUACUUGGUAUUGACUUCAAGCAAACAUUAUCUGAUGUACACCCCAGUCUGGAUGAAGACGAAGUACCUAGGAACAUAAGCAACACCACAAUACAGAAGCUGGCGUUGACAAUAAAGAGGCUACGUGAAUUAAAAAUCGAAAGAAUGCAGAAGCUGCAAGAUCUCUCGUCUACAAUGCUAGAACUAUGGAAUCUUAUGGAUACACCAAUAGAAGAGCAGCAAGCCUUCCGAAAUAUAACGUGCAAUAUUGCUGCUACCGAACCUGAAAUAACAGAGGCCAACAUACUUUCCAUUGACUUCCUGAAUUAUGUGGAAGCUGAGGUGUUGAGGCUGGAACAUCUGAAAGCAAGCAGAAUGAAGGAGUUGGUUCUUAAGAAGCAAACGGAGCUAGAAGAACAUCGUCGACGGGCACAUUUAGUUGGCGAAGAACUUUGUGUAACUCAGUUUAGUAUUGAGGCCAUUGAAGCAGGUGCUAUUGACCCCUCACUUUUGCUUGAACAAAUUGAGGCGUACAUCGCAACAGUUAAAGAAGAUGCUUUUAGCAGGAAGGAUAUUCUUGAGCGAGUUGAAAGGUGGCUAAAUGCGUGUCAGGAGGAAGCUUGGUUAGAGGACUACAACAAAGAUGAUAACCGAUAUAAUGCUGGAAGGGGCGCACAUAUUAUGCUUAAGAGAGCUGAAAAAGCCCGUGUUCUGGUUAACAAGAUACAAGGAAUUGUAGACGUUCUGACAAACAAAGUCAUAGCUUGGGAGAAAGAAAGGAGUACUGAAUUCACUUAUGAUGGUGUUCGACUUUUGUCAAUGCUUGAAGAAUAUAUGGCAGUUCGUGAAGAGAAGGAGCACGCAAAGAAGAGGCAAAGGGAUCAGAAGAAACUUCAGGACCAAUUCAAAGCUGAGCAGGAGACGCUUUAUGGAUCAAAGCCAAGCCCUUCAAAGACUAACAGCGCGAAGAAGAAGGUUACCACAAACUCAACAGGUAGUGCAAACCGCAGGCUGUCUCUUGGUGGAACUCCAAUACAACCUCCGAAAUCAGUUCGUGCAACCAAGAAAACUGAAGACACCAGUACUCCGUCCCCUGUUACAGGUAGUAGAGGUUUAGACGUUGCCAGUCUUCCAAUCAAGAAGUUGUCUUUCAAAGCAAGUACUCUUGGUGAGACUGAAACACCUCGGAAACCAUUUGCUCAGAUCACACUAGGGAAUAGUAUCCCAUCGACUCCCAUGCGUCCUAUCUCCAAUGGCAACGAAGACAAGAACCGGACCCCCAAGACAUUGGUAGCACUAACUCCCCAGACGCCGAUGAUAGUGAGCGCUCCUAUGCAAAUGGCAACGACGCCUGCUAUAACUACCACAAGAGAUGUUCAUGUCUGUCUCGACUAUGACAAACCGGAGCUGACUUUGCUUGAGGACAUGGAGUACUCGGUUGAGGAGAGGCGUCUUGCUUUCUAUCUAGCCGCACAAGCUGCUUGACCGACAACUGAUGCCAGGAGUAGCUGAAAGUCUGAAACCUGGCUGGCCUUGCCAAGGUUGGCACGAGCCCUGCCUUUUUUCAGUUUGAAUCAGAGACAUAGUUUAUGUUUCCAUUAGUUUGUGAAGGAAUUGCAUCGUUGCCUUCUGAUGUGAAGGUUGACAUGAAAAUUAAUACUAGUAUUUGCUGAACCUUCUUCCCCAGAUCGACCAAUGAACUAAACCAUAUAUCCA
Messenger RNA from Brachypodium distachyon (stiff brome), 2587 nucleotides. RefSeq names its product 65-kDa microtubule-associated protein 3. NCBI's taxonomy places the organism in Eukaryota, Viridiplantae, Streptophyta, Magnoliopsida, Poales, Poaceae. Gene Ontology annotation, cellular component: spindle; cytoplasm. Gene Ontology annotation, biological process: microtubule cytoskeleton organization. Gene Ontology annotation, molecular function: microtubule binding. The coding region runs from base 305 to 2356 and encodes 683 amino acids. The record is from RefSeq and is a predicted model, not a curated record. The transcript has 13 exons.